This is a messenger RNA of Juglans microcarpa x Juglans regia, 3921 nucleotides long. RefSeq lists its product as uncharacterized. The transcript is spliced from 4 exons. The record is from RefSeq and is a predicted model, not a curated record. Lineage: Eukaryota; Viridiplantae; Streptophyta; Magnoliopsida; Fagales; Juglandaceae. Bases 898 to 2685 code for a protein of 595 amino acids.
CGAAAAGUACUAGAAUACGACAACAGGAUUGUUAAAUUUGACGCCGCCCUACAAUAAAGAAGUGGUGGAGGAGAAUAUGAACGCAUUAAAACAAGACGGAAUGUAAUGUGAGUAAGGGAUGUAUGUACUUCAAGAACACUUCACUUCCUACGUUAUCCCGUUUUCUGUGUUUUCUGUUUCUGUAUCUCUCUCUUUCCCAUGAUCGGAGGAAAUUAAGAAACUCUUGAUAGGUAAGAACAAGGACACAAUAUAUCAGAAUAGAGAAAAAUGUUUCCACUUUCCAGGAAUCACCAUUGAUAACAAAAACAAUUUGCUUUCUCCCAGACUCCCACUUGGCACCCGAGUGGCCCUUCUCCUUUGGCUUUAGUGGAGACCCGCAGCUAUCAUGCGCACCAGCUCACUCGAUCUCCAAAAUUCCUUCUUUUUUCAUUUUUUUUUUUUGCUUCUUAUGUUUUGGGACGAAGGCUUGUAUUGGCCCAGAAAACUGCCAGAAUAUGUAAAUGAAAGUGGGGGGUCCUACGCGAAGACACGGAAUUGGGGGCCGAGGAGGCACUAAGAUUUCAACUGGUAGACGUGGCUGACACCCCCAUUUCGCCCCCACUACGCCACUCGUUCAGUCUUUUCUUUUCUUGCCUGGGGGAUAACGAUAACGAGCUCGAAGUUUAAGGAUAAGAGUCUUGGUUUAUUGGGAAUCGGCUACUUCUCGUCAGCUUGCACCUGGGUACGUUCCUGUGCGAGUCUAUUUUACUGGGGUGGUAUUUGUUCUUCUUGGAUCCAAUCCCUGAGAUUCCUUGUUAGGAAUAACAUGGAGAGAGAGGUUUAUAUAGUGCAGUCUGCCAUCAAAUUCGUAAUAUCUUGUUGAAUCUGGAAGAUGGAAACUAGAGUUUUCUGCCAUUGAUGUGCUUUCGUUCAUUGGAUCAGAGGAUGGAAGAAACAUUUGUCAAUGCUCGUGAAGAUUUCCAGGCAAAAGAAGAUUCAGUGCAUAGCUUGAGUGAGGACAGAGAAUUAUCCAGAGAAGAUAGUCUGGAAUUUUCUGAGUCAAAAUCAAAAGAGUUGGUGAGAACGAUAAAUUCACCUCACGCGAUUAUUUUAAAUGUUAAGCAACCACAAUUGUGCACAGGAUGCAAUCUGCGUAAUUGUGUCUUGGAGAGGAGGAUUCCAAAGCAUAUGGUAAGCGUGGACGAGAAAUAUCUUCGUCAUUGCCUGGAAUUGAUUAAUAUCAAUGCAUCAAAAGCAGCACGAUGCAAUGGAUCUACAAAUUUGAGGUCUCUGAAGAUGGGCAUUUUGUCUGACAGCUUAAAUCCAGCUAAAAUCAGAAGCAGAGAUACAUAUGACCCAGCCAGUUUCAUUUUUGAAUGUCCAUUGGAUUCUGGGGCUGGGGGUGUAGUUGUAAGCCCUACAGGACAGUGGAUUGUAGGUACGAUCAUGGGGAGCAAGAGUAUGAUGAACAUAUUGAAGAGCCCUUUGUUUCACCACUUUGGUGCCUUAGAUGGCAAUGACAACUUCAAAAGAUCGAACUUGAAUGAUGUCAGACGCUCAAUAUGCUAUGAUAUCGUGGAAUCUCCCAGUGGUUUAAGUAAAUCUUCACCACAAAAACUAAAAAAGGAGCCUCCAGUUACUGGAAGCCAUAAAAGUGGACCUGAUAGUGUGAAUAAAAGGUUCGUUUCUAUGUCUAGCACAAUCUCUACAUGUUCUGAUCAGCCUUCUUCUUCUGCCUCUGCCUCUGCGUCUCAGGGGAUGCUGCAAUGCGCAUGGAAGGGAGGGCUUCCUCAUUUUGUAUUUUCCGCAGAUGAUCAGGGGGAGGCCUACAUAGCCAACUUGUGGAAGGUUGGGUCAACUGAUGACAAGGCUGUGGACUAUAUAUACUCAUUCUAUUCAAGAAAGGCUGGCCAGAAGGAUCAUAGGAGCUGUGAUAAUGAGUCACACUUAGUUGGUAAGAUGAAGGUCUCGGCUUCUUUCACCAUCUGUCCGGACAGUUCUAAAAUCAUGGAGACCGAGUUUAUCUUAUACAGUAGUGAUGCAAAUUGUGGCACAGAGACGCACACUUCAAACCUUAGUCUGAGAAAGAAUAAGGGUUUGUCAAAGAAGGUGGUUGACGUUUUCAGAGCAAGCCACUCAUCCAAACUGAGAACUUUCUCUAAGUUUGGUGGAUCUGGUACCAUGCUGGAAAAUUGUUCUUUGGAGUCAUCUGUAGAUACGAGUAACAACCUCGAUGAAAUAGGUGGGGCCCAUAAGUUUGAAAAUCCUUUUCUGCCAAAUUUUGAAUUGGCUGCCAUUAUUGUGAAAGACCAUCUCCAUGACUAUCAUCGAGAAGAAACUGGGGGUUGGGGCUUGAAAUUUCUAAAAAAAAAGGGGCCUAAGCAGAAGAUUGAUUCUCUGGAAGCUUCAGUACAUUGUGAAAGCUGUGCUCGAAAUACCGGCGAUUGCUCUACAAGUAUGGACAUUCUAAUCCCAGCAGGUCUUCAUGGUGGGCCAAGAACAAAAAACUGUGGCCCUUCUAGUCUCAUUGAAAGAUGGAGAUCUGGUGGACACUGUGACUGUGGGGGUUGGGACAUUGGGUGUCCUUUGACAAUACUUAAAACUAAAUUGAGCAAAGAAGAAAAUCUUCCCAAGUUGGAGACACAGGAUGAGUGCAAGUUGGUCGAUGUAUUCAAACAGGGCUCACAGCAUGCUGCUCCCCCUUGAGGAUGGUAAAUGUUCAUGAUGGUUUGUAUUUUGUUCAUUUUCAACCACUUCUAUCAGCUCUGCAGUCUUUCUCGAUUGCAGUAGCGAUUAUCCACACACAGAAUCCAACUCUCCGGCCCAAAAAUGCACAAGAAAGGAAGUAGCAAGAUACAGGGUUGGUGGUUAUGUAAUAGUUGUAACCUUUCGGCAUUACAGCAGUAAGCCAAAAUUUUAGCAUUUAUUCAUGAUUUGGGAUAUGGGUUUUCAUGUUUUACAGUUGUUGACUGCCUAGAUUCAGAUUGUUUUUAUACUUUCUCCUGUAAUCUGAUCCUUUACAUCAAAAGUACAAGCCUUUGGCAUAGUGAAUAUUGUUUGAAAUUCUUUUGAUGACAAUUUGUGUGCUGUGAACCCCCACCUUGAAGAUGGAAAAUGUUCAUGUUGGUUUGUAUUUUAGUCAUUUUCAACCACUUCUAUUGGCUUUGCUGUCUUUCUCGAUUGCAGUAGCGCGCAUCCACACGUGGAUUCCAACUCUCUGGCCAGAAAUUGCACAAGAAAGGAAGUAGCAAGAUCCAGGGGUGGUGGUUAUGUAAUAGUUGUAACCGUUCAGUAUUACAGCAGUAAGUCAAAAUUUUAGCAUUUAUUCAUGAAUUGAGAUAUUAGCUUUAGUGUUUUACACUUGUUAAUUACUAGAGUGUUUGAUACUGCAUGGUUUGUUUAAUGUUUUGAUUCUUAGACCAAAAAAUCCUGUAACCUGCUCCUUUCUUUCAAAUGUACAAGCCUUUGGUAUAGUGAAUUUGGUUUGAAAUCCCCUUGAUGACAAUUUGCAUGCUGCGGAACCCCACCUCUAGGAUGGUUAAUGUUCAUGAUGGUUUGUAUUUUAGGCAUUUUCAACAACUUCUGUCAGUUCUGCAGUCUUUUUCGAUUGCAGUAGCGAUUAUCCACAUGUGGUGUCCAACUCGCUAGCCCAGAAAUGUACAAGAAAUGAAGUAGCAAGAUCCAGGGUUGGCGGUUAUGUAAUAAUUGUAACCUUUCAGUAUUACUACAGCAAGUUAAGAUUUUGGUAUUUAUACGUGAACUGAGAUAUUGGUUUUCAUGAUUUACAAUUGCUAACUACCCUAUAUUCAGAGUGUUUUCGUACUCUAGGUUUUGGUCCUGCAGGGUUUACUUUAUGUUCUGGUUCUUAGACCAAAAACUCCUGUAAUAUGCUCCUUUAUGUCAAAUGUACAAGCCUUUGGUAUAGUGAAUUUGGUUCUGCAA